This is a messenger RNA of Xenopus laevis (African clawed frog), 4741 nucleotides long. It is a transcript of the gene scaf4.L, whose product is annotated as SR-related CTD associated factor 4 L homeolog. Bases 394 to 4434 code for a protein of 1346 amino acids. The record is from RefSeq and is a predicted model, not a curated record. Gene Ontology annotation, cellular component: nucleus. Lineage: Eukaryota; Metazoa; Chordata; Amphibia; Anura; Pipidae. Gene Ontology annotation, biological process: negative regulation of termination of RNA polymerase II transcription, poly(A)-coupled. Gene Ontology annotation, molecular function: RNA binding; nucleic acid binding; RNA polymerase II C-terminal domain phosphoserine binding. The transcript has 20 exons.
GCCAAGAGCCAGUUCCCGCCCGUAUUUCCAGGUUAACAGUGCGCAUGCCCAGUUUUUCAGUCGAACGGGACGUCCCUAAAGUCACUGGAAGGCGUUGCGAAUUCGAAGAGGCGGUGUAAAUAUUUCCCAGCGUCCUUCGCGCGGCGUCCGCCAUCUUGUUCCGGCGAGAAAGGGCUUCCAAGACCCGUCUGUUUCCCCCACUCCGCUUCGUACCGAUUAAGGCGGAGGUGCAGCUUCGCUACGGUAGCGGGGAGAUUGGUCGUUCCGGUGGGACAUGUUGGAGCAGAAAAGAGAGCCGAAGUGGUGUUAAGUUCGUCACGGAAUAAUCGCCACAUUUUGCCUCACAGACACGCAGUCUUCUCCCCGCCCUCUCUGCCUACUCAGCACCGAACCAUGGACGCCGUUAACGCCUUUAACCAGGAGCUGUUCGCACUCAUGGAUAUGAAACCUCCGAUCUCUCGUGCAAAGAUGAUUCUAAUUACUAAAUCUGCUAUUAAAGCAAUAAAGCUCUAUAAACAUGUAGUUCAGAUUGUGGAAAAGUUCAUCAAAAAGUGUAGACCUGAAUACAAGGUCCCUGGGCUUUAUGUCAUUGAUUCCAUUGUUCGUCAGUCUCGCCAUCAGUUUGGAAUUGACAAGGAUGUUUUUGGACCGAGAUUCACAAAGAAUUUAACAGCAACUUUCCACUGUUUGUAUACAUGUCCUUCAGAAGAUAAGAGUAAGAUUGUCAGAGUAUUAAACCUGUGGCAAAAGAAUGGAGUUUUUAGAAUUGAGAUCAUCCAGCCCUUACUGGAUAUGGCAGCAGGUGCGGCAGCGGUGGAUGUAAUGACUGACAACUCUAUGAUGGAAGAAGGCUCUUCACCACCCUCUGUUAUGAUCCCGUCAGAACUGCCUGAUGAACUUCAAGAACCAUCUCCUGCUGCACCUGUUCCUCAGUUACCUACUCCUGAUGCUUUUGCAGCUGUAGCACAAUUGUUUCAGAGUAGCCAAGGACAACAACUCCAGCAGAUUCUUCAGACUUUUCAACAACCUCCAAAACCACAGUCUCCAGUGAUUGAUGAAAAUGUAUUUGCUCAGGUUCAGGCCAUAACAUCUCAGCUAAAUGCCCCUGCACAUCAGCCAGAGAGAAAAACUGCGUUUGACAAGUUGCUUGACAGAUUUGAUUAUGAUGAUGAACCUGAUGCAGCCGAGGAGUCAAAGAAAGAGGCUUCAAGCCCUCUUUUGUCGGCACCACAGCACUCUCAGCCACCACUGCAACCUUUCACAUUCCCAGCAGACAACAUGCAGCCUGCAGCUUAUCCUAGUCAGUUGCCUGGUCAGGUGCCAAACAUGGAUCAGUUUCAGCCCAUGAUGAUGGGUAUGCAGCAGGAACAACUACCUCAGCAGCAGACUCCGCUUCCUCCCAAUGGCCAAAUGCUUGGAUUUGGUAUGGUUCCUUCUCAGCCCUUUACACCUAUGGUACCACCUAUGGUGUCUGAGCCUCCUGCCCAGGGUUUUCGAAACACCUUUCAAAUGCAGCCGAAUGAAAUGCAUGUGCAGAAAGGACAUCAACAGGAAAUGCCAAUGGAAGUCGAACUGCCAAAUAUUCAAGAAAACAAGCGUCAUAUGAAUGAACAAAGCAACUCUGUAUCUAGGUCACCGAAGAGACGCCGUUCUCGUUCUGGUUCUCGUUCACGUCGCUCUCGUCAUCGGCGCUCACGUUCCCGCUCUCGUGAUAGACGUCGUCACUCACCAAAAUCUCGUUCUCAAGAAAGACGGGACAGAGAGAAGGAAAAAGAGCGAAGGCAAAAAGGACUUCCUCCUAUUAAAUCAGAGACUGUUAGCAUUUGUAGUACUACACUCUGGAUAGGACAGCUGGACAAAAAAACAACACAACAAGAUGUUGGAAGCUUUUUGGAAGAGUUUGGACCAAUUGAAUCAAUAAAUAUGAUUCCACCACGAGGCUGUGCAUAUAUUGUUAUGCUCCACCGCCAAGACGCAUAUCGUGCCUUGAUGAAACUGAGCAGAGGAAAUGUCAAAGUAAACCAGAAGGCCAUAAAGAUUGCAUGGGCUUUGAACAAAGGAAUUAAAUCCGAAUACAAGCAGUACUGGGAUGUGGAGAUAGGAGUUACAUACAUACCGUGGAAUAAAGUCAAACCCGGGCAGCUUGAACAUUUCUGUGAAGGAGGAAUGUUAGAUAAUGACACACUAUGUCCAGAAUGGAAAGCACUAGCAAAGAAACCAGAGCCAAAGGAUGUAUCUCAAAAUGGUGCAACUGAGGCUAAAGGAUUGGGGGAGGCUUCUACUGCACCUCAAGUUCUGCCACUAUUAUCCAUUUCUGUACGUGCACCCAUCCCUGCAAUGCAGGUGCCACCCCUUCAACCAAUGUCAGCCCAUCAGCCAGUUCCAUCCAUUCCAACUCCAGGGGUACCAGCAGUACAAGGAUUGCCCCCUCCCCAGGGAUUACCUCCCUUGCAAGGUGUUCCUCCAUUACAGGGAAUGCCACUCCCGCAAGGGCUUCCUCCACAAGGAUUGCCACUCCCUCAGGGCAUGCCACUGCAUCAAGGCAUGCCUCCCCAUCAGCCUAUUCCAGGAAUGGGACCGCUUCAACAUCCUGGCUUUCCUAUUGGUAUUCCUCCCCCUGGAUUUGCACCUGGAGUUCCGCCUCCACUAUUUAUGAGACCAGGAUUUAAUCCAAUGCAUAUGCCUCCAGGCUUUCUGCCUCCUCCUGGACUUCCCCCACCUAUGACCCCGCCUGUUUCUAUUCCUCUUCCUACACCUGGAAUAAACAUCCCGACUUCUACAGCAGAUACUUCAUCUAAUGACUCUUCAAAAGAUGUGUCUCGUGCAAAUCCCAAACCAAUGGUACCUGUAAGGGAAACUAAGGAGGAGGAGGUUGAGAAUGCUGAUAAUGGCAAUGGAUAUAAGUCUACCCCAUCAGGAGGGCCAAAUAAUGCUCCAGGGCCCUUGAACCCACUUCACGGUGAUCCCCAAGAGGGCCCAGAACAAGGACAAGCACAGGGUGCCCAUCCAGGUCCACCACAAGGACCUUUUACAGGCCAACCACAGGGUCCCCGUCAUGGCACAACUGAAGGUGCCCAUGAAGGUUCCCACCAAGGCCUGCCAGAUGGUACUGAUCACAGCCCUCCAGAAGGUCAUCAUUACACUCUACCAGAAAAUCCUCAUCAUGGUCCUUCAGAAAUCUCCCAUCAUGGCCCACCUGAGGGUCCUCAUCAUAACCCAUCAGAAGGUCCUCAUCUAGGCCCACAAGAAGGUCCCCGUUCAGGCCCACCAGAGGGUGCACAUCACGGUCUGCCAGAAGGUUCCCAUCAUGGUCCUCAAGAAGGUCCUAAUCAUGGGCCACCAGAAAGCCAGUUCCAUGGACCACCAGAGGGGCUUUAUCAUGGACCACCAGAGGGGCCUUAUCAUGGACCACCAGAAGGUCCAUUUCAUGGCCCACCACAGGGUCCUUAUCAUGGACCUCCACAGGGUCCUUUCCAUGGACCCCUGCAAGGUCAUUAUCAAGGACCCCAUCAUGGCCCCCCACAAGGGCCCCAUCAUGGCCCUCCCCAGGGACCCCAUCAUGGUCCUCCCCAGGUACCCCAUCAUGGCCCUCCCCAGGGGCCUCAUCAUGGCCCUCCCCAGGGACCCCAUCAUGGCCCACCUCAAGGACCUCUUCAUGGCCCCUCACAAGGACCCAGUUCCAGUCCACACCCUGGCCCUCCUUCUACUGGUCUUUUAGGUGCAAGACCUGGUUUAAUACCACUGCAGAGGCCUCCUGGAGUUCCAUCUUCAAACAUGCAACGCUUUCCAAUGUCUCAAAGGCCUGCCCCCCCUCAUAUGAUGAACAGAGGCCCUCCUCCAGGGCAGGGUGGUUUUGGUAUGCCACCUCAUGGGAUGAGGGGCCCUUUACGUCCACAAGGCCACUUUCCCAGACAGAGAGGACCAGAAGGUCAUGGAGGACCUGAAGAGCGGGAUGGUAGACAAUUCAGAGGUGAAAGGCAAGGCUUUCCUCCUGGCAGAGAAGCAGAAAGGUUUGGAAGGCGUUCAUUUGGAAGUCGAAAUGAAGAUGACAGAGAACGAUUUGGUAGGCGCUUUGAUGACCCUGAUCAUGAGCGACCACCUAAUCGUGGGCGGAGCAGCUGGGGUAGAGGAAGUCCUAGCCGUGAAAGACAAAGAGACUCUGAGGAAAGAAAUAGAUGGUCAAUGGGACAUGAGAGAGAGAGGAGUCACCCUAGAGGAAGGGGAGAGUUCCUCGAAAAUAGAAAAUCUGAUGCAGAGCUUGAUGAAGACCACAAACCUUUAAGUAGUAGAAUGCGAAAUGCAGAAACAGUUACUGAAAGGAACGAGAGUAAAGCAGAACCUGUUGCGAAAACCCCCACUGAAGAACAGCCUCAAACGGCUAAAUCAUCUGAAGAAGCAGAAAGGGAUGUUGGAUCAAAUCCAGCAAAGCCUUAAAUAGUUCUAAGAAACAUUACUGUGCUGAGAGCUUGGGAAGUGUAAAUUAUGCUGUAAAAUAUUUGCUUCUCUUCAACCCCCCUCCCUUGCUGAUUUUUGGGUAAUUGCAAAUUAUCUGGGUUUCCUUCUGUUUGAAAUGGUUCCAUCUAAUUGCAAAGAUUACUUGUCUUCUGUAACCUUCUAAAUGCACACUCACGUUUACAAGGCAGAAUUCUUUUUGUUUUUUUGAGGAAAAAAAAUCCCCAAAACAUUAAGGUCCUCAGAAAAAUAGGUUUGUGUUUUUAAUAAACUCUAUUUUCGUAACAAA